AUGGUGGACAAAAGCGACGAGGAGACGGUCGAGGAGGAAACACAAGUCGAGCAGACCUCGGCGGCGUCGCUCGCCUGGGUCCUCGAUACGUGCGCCGAGGCGGUCGUCGAACUUACGGACGCGGAGGAUUUCGCGGACGCCUGUAUAUCUAGCGGCCCGGCGCACCACGCGCGGCUGAUGACCGGCGGGGCGACGCGGGUGCUGCUGCGCGCGAACCGAUCGCUGGUAAUCACCCAGGGCCGCGGCUGGGCCGAGCAAGAGGAAGAAUUUGAACUCACGCUCGCGGAGCACCUGGGCGCCGUCCGCGAGUGGAUUGCGUUCGAAGAGGACGGCCGCGGCACCCGCGCCGAGCAGUGGGUCCAGGAACACGUCGCGCGGCUCCAAGAGAAGAAGGACUGUAGAUAUACCAAACCCGAGGAGAAAGAGGAGUACGACGCCCGGAUCCAGCGCGUCCGCGAGACGGGAUUCAUCACGGAGCCGGCGGACCCGCGCCGGGCCGCCGUGCUCGCGCGCCUCGAGGCCACCGUCUAUUGCCACGGCGCCAUUAACGUGCCCGCGGACGGGGACCGCGACCCGUACUUCGACUAUAGCCAGACGAACAGCAAGGAGACCGCGGUCGUGUUGUCCCUCAGCGAUGGCCUGGGCGGCCGGCGCACGCUCUCUGGCCCGACAACGCGCGGUCGGGGGAUUUUCGCGUCCGCCGCGUCUGCGGGGCCGGCGCGGUCAACACGUUCCCCCGCGUCGGCGACUCGGACCACAAGCCCCCGAAGUACGCGCGCAGCAUGAUGCAAAGCGCCGGCGAGUCCCCGCGCGGCGUUCUGAAGCGGAUCCUGAGCAAGCUCUCGAAGAUCGCGACGCCGGCCGCGCUCGAGUCGCUCCCGCGCCUCGUCGCCGCGCUGGGCGGGUCCGACUACCUCCACGACAUCGUAGGGUCCAUCAACCGGAAGUACUACAAGCGGAAGCUCCGGCAGCACGAGGCGCAGGCUGGGAAGGGCGUCGAGCCCGACCCCGAGGAGGAGCAGUACUGGCGCUACGAGAUCCCGCACACCAUCUCCUAG
Molecule: messenger RNA, 1058 nt
Organism: Pelagomonas calceolata
Lineage: Eukaryota; Pelagophyceae; Pelagomonadales; Pelagomonadaceae
Source: the annotation of a GenBank genome assembly